AUGGGUUUCGCAGACGUCCUCACCGAUGCUGGUCUGUCCGUGCUUAACAGCUGGUUGACCACUCGAUCAUACAUUGUUGGUUACUCCGCAUCCCAAGCUGAUGUCGCGACCUUCAAAGCUCUCAAGUCAGCCCCAGAGUCCGCAAAAUACCCACACGCAGCAAGAUGGUACAAGCACAUCUCCUCAUACUCCGACGAGUUCGCCACUCUCCCAGGUGAUUCCUCGAAGCAAUACACAAGCUACGGACCAGAGGUCUCUGCUGUUACAUUAAAUCCAGCGAAGGCCCCAGCAACCGAGGAGGAGGACGAUGAUGUCGAUCUUUUCGGAUCUGACGACGAGGAGGAGGAUGCUGAGGCCGAGCGUAUCAGAAAUGAGCGACUAGCCGAAUACAAGAAGAAGAAGGAGGGAAAGACCAAGCCAGCUGCUAAAUCUGUCGUUACAAUGGAUGUCAAGCCUUGGGAUGACGAGACUGAUAUGAAGGCCCUGGAGGCGGCAGUCCGUGGUAUCGAGAAGGACGGUCUCGUCUGGGGAGCUUCCAAACUUGUCCCAGUGGGUUUCGGUAUUAAGAAGCUCCAGAUCAAUUUGAUUAUCGAGGAUGACAAGAUCGGUCUUGAUGAUUUGCAAGAGGAGAUUGCUGAGUUUGAGGAUUAUGUUCAGUCUAGUGAUAUCGCUGCUAUGCAAAAGCUGUAG
This is a messenger RNA of Glarea lozoyensis ATCC 20868, 690 nucleotides long. Its product is annotated as eEF-1beta-like protein. The transcript has 5 exons. Bases 1 to 690 code for a protein of 229 amino acids. NCBI's taxonomy places the organism in Eukaryota, Fungi, Ascomycota, Leotiomycetes, Helotiales, Helotiaceae. The record is from RefSeq and is a predicted model, not a curated record. Gene Ontology annotation, biological process: translational elongation. Gene Ontology annotation, molecular function: guanyl-nucleotide exchange factor activity; translation elongation factor activity. Gene Ontology annotation, cellular component: cytosol; eukaryotic translation elongation factor 1 complex.